Notodromas monacha is the source of this 721-nucleotide messenger RNA. The record is from the annotation of a GenBank genome assembly. Lineage: Eukaryota; Metazoa; Arthropoda; Ostracoda; Podocopida; Cyprididae.
AGUGAGUUGUUUUUCUGUGCAGGAAUAUGUGAAAUUUGCUUUAAUUACAACGAUGGGAACGCGGAGUGACCCGACGGAAUCUUUGUUGCCCGAAACACGACUGGUGGAAGUGACUCAUGUGCGCCAGAGGUUUACCUGGGAUUGCGGCAUCGCGUGCGUCUCCAUGAUGCUGUACCCGGAACAGAGGAAAGACCUGCUCGGGAAUCUGCUGAAAAUCGCGGAAGAAGAAGGCUUCCAGAAAAGCACUUGGACUAUAGACUUGGCCUACUUGCUGAAGCGCUUCAACAUCCCGUGCCAGUUCAGAACGCUGACAAAAGGCGUUGAUCCCUCGUUCUCUUCAAAGUCCUUCUAUCAAACAUUCAUGAACAAGGAUCACCCGCGAGUGUUGCGGAAGUUCGAAGAAGCGGAGCAACAUGGCAUUGAUGUACAGCUCGAGUCAGUUCCCAUGGACACCAUUUUGCGACAUUUAAACAAACAUGGACCGGUUAUUGUAUUGACGAAUGCUCGCCUAUUGUAUUGCAAAAAUUGCGGCCAUAACGCUCCCAUGCGAAUGUUGAGGAACAUUUUUCCGACUGACGGAAAAGGCUUUGAUGGUCAUUACAUUACUGUCGUCGGGUAUAGUUUGAGAAACAGAAGGAUCUACUAUCGGAAUCCAGCCCUGAAAGAUGCUAUGGAAAAUCAAUUUGCCACCAUGUACAAUUUGCACGUCAUACCAGUCUAA